Molecule: messenger RNA, 6348 nt
Organism: Chelonia mydas (Green sea turtle)
Lineage: Eukaryota; Metazoa; Chordata; Testudines; Cheloniidae
Gene: GGA3
Product: golgi associated, gamma adaptin ear containing, ARF binding protein 3
Exons: 17
Coding region: 1631-3991 (786 amino acids)
Biological process (GO): vesicle-mediated transport; intracellular protein transport
Cellular component (GO): trans-Golgi network
Molecular function (GO): phosphatidylinositol binding; small GTPase binding; ubiquitin binding
Source: RefSeq, a predicted model, not a curated record
GUGAGUGACCCCCGUCCCCUUCCCGUCCCCCGACCGCGGUCCCCAGCCCCUGUCCCCUCAGCACCCGCCUGCGCUCCCCGUCUGCCGCCCUCCCUGGCCAUGUCCCCUCCGUGCCCCUCUUCUGCUGCUCUCCGCCCCCUCCAUGCCUCUGUGCCCACCUUACUGCUGCUCUCGGAGCUCAUGUCCCCCUGUCCAGUCCCCACUCUACCCCGUCGGUGACCUGUCUACAGCCCUCCGCCUCAUCGGUACCCCUUCAUCCCUGUGUCUCCCUGUCUGCCACCCACUGCCCCAGCCAUGCCCCUGUGUCCCCCUGUCCGUGUCCCCCCAUCCCAUCCUAUCCAUGUGUCCCCCCAUCCUGUCCAUGCUCCUGUGUCCCCCUGUCCAAUCCAUACCCCCGUGUCCCCCUGACCGUGUCCCCCCCGUCCUGUCCAUGCCCCUGUGUCCCCCUGUCUGUGUCUCUCCGUCCGAUCCAUGUCCCUGUGUCCCCCUGUCCUGUCCAUGCCCCCGUGUCCCCCGGUCCGUGUCCCCCAUCCUGUCCAAGCCCCCGUAUCCCCCCCGUCCUGUCCAUGCUCCUAUGUCCCCCUGUCCAAUCCAUGCCCCUGUGUCCCCCAGUCCGUGUCCCCCUGUCCUGUCCAUGCCCCCGUGUCCCCUGGUCCGUGUCCCCCAUCCUGUCCAAGCCCCCGUGUCCCCCCCCGUCCUGUCCAUGCCCUUGUUGCCCCCAUAUCCAUCAUUCCCUGCUUCUCUGCUUAUGUCUCCCCCUCUGCCAAAUGCUCCCCUGCCCACUCCAUGCCCUCCCACUCCAUAUCCAGUUCCCUCUCCCCUUCUGUGCCCAUGUCCCCUCUACCCACUUUCUGUCACCUCCACCAGCUCACAUGAAAAAAUACUCUUAGCAGCAUGAUGGACUAUAGAGGUGUUUUCUCUGUGUGUAGAUGGACAGAGCCUUCUGGUCUCUCGCAAAGGGAAAUGAUUAUGUAUGCAAUUAUUAUUAUACUAGCUGUUUUAUAAACAAUGUACCAAGCAUCUGCCUGGAAUAGGGCUUUCCAGUGCAUUUGGGGUUUUAUCCCAUGAGUCUGUUUGUCCUUACUGCCCAUUUCUGAGUCCCUGUCAGGUUAUCUAAUAGCCUGAUGCUGUCUCUGCUGCCUUUUCCCCUUUCCAGCCCCCACCUAGAGUCAUGCACAGUCUUUCCUCAUUGCUUUUAAAUUGAAAGUCUGAUCAUUUCUGAGUAUGUACUUGACCUGUCUUGUGCCUGUCCCCUCUUCUCCCAGUGCCUGCUGGCUAUCUCCACCUACUCGCCCCACUCAGUUUUGGCUUGUUCUCUCUCUCACUGCCUGGCUUUCUUUCCCAUUCUCUGUCUGCCUCCCUGUCACUCACUCCCUGUCCCUUUCCUGCCACUGACUUCCUGUUGCUCCUCCGCUCAACUGUGUAGCCCAUCCCUGUUGCUAAAGGGGAUUGCCUGCUUAUGGGGUAAUGCCAAGGAGGAACUUACUCUGUAGACUGGCUCUCUGCUAGAGCUGGGGCGGAAGGGGAGACGGGUUGUUAUGUAUUCACACUGGAGGAAUGAUUCUCCUCUCAAAAAUAUCCCCACCAAUAACUUGUCCAACUGAGUGUUCAGUGUGCUCAUCGUGACUGCAUGAGUGAAGCAGAAAUCCAGAGCUGCAAUUGCAGUGGCCACAACAGCAGGUCUGGCCUGUUAUUUGGUGAUUCAUUUGUGAACCAGGGAAAUUCUUUACUCAUUCCCCACCUCCUCCAAACUAUCAGUUCUUUGGCUAUAAAAGAUAAAGCCACCAACCCGUCUAACAGGCAAGAAGACUGGGAGUACAUCAUUGGGUUCUGUGACCAGAUCAACAAAGAACUUGAAGGUCCACAGAUAGCGGUGAGACUGCUGGCUCAUAAAAUCCAGUCACCCCAGGAAUGGGAGGCAGUCCAGGCCUUGACAGUGCUGGAAGCUUGUAUGAAGAACUGUGGGAGAAGAUUUCAUAAUGAAGUAGGGAAGUUUCGGUUUUUAAACGAGUUAAUAAAAGUUGUGUCUCCAAAGUACCUGGGAGACAGAGUCUCGGAGAAGGUGAAAACCAAAGUUAUUGAGUUGCUGUACAGCUGGACAGUGGCACUGCCAGAGGAAUCCAAAAUCAAAGAUGCCUACCAUAUGCUGAAGAGACAAGGUAUUGUUAUGUGUGACCCUGUAAUUCCAGUGGAUAGAACUCUGAUCCCCUCUCCACCACCUCGCCCCAAAAACCCUGUGUUUGAUGAUGAGGAGAAAUCCAAGCUUUUAGCCAAACUGUUAAAAAGCAAAAACCCAGAUGACUUACAAGAGGCAAACAAGCUUAUUAAAUCAAUGGUAAAAGAGGAUGAGGCUCGGAUCCAGAAGGUGACAAAACGCAUGCACACUCUAGAGGAAGUGAAUAACAACGUGAAGCUGCUGAAUGAGAUGCUGCUUCACUACAGCAAAGAGGACUCGUCGGAGGCUGAUAAGGAGCUCAUGAAGGAGCUGUACGAAAGGUGUGAAACCAAAAGACGGAUGUUAUUCAAACUGGCCAGUGAAACAGAGGAUAACGACAGCAGUUUGGGGGAGAUUCUGCAGGCCAGUGACAAUUUAUCCUGGGUAAUAAAUUCCUAUAAAAAAAUAAUCGAGGGUCAAGUCAUCAAUGGUGAAGUGGAUAUCCCGACACUGUCUGCAACAGAAGGGAGCGAUCCCACCAGUAAUCUCAGUGCGCUCAUUGACCUCGCUGGCAUGGACAUCUCCAGCACCCCGCAACCACCAAUGCCACCUGCAACAAUAACGCCAGCACCAACGCUAGUGCCGACACAAGCUUCAUCAGAAAUCCCCAUCCUCCCACCUCCUCCCCAAAAGUUUGGUCACUCGCGGAGCCGGUCCUCCAGCCAAGUAGAAGCUCCUCUGACUCAUCAGAGCAGCACGGCCAAUUCCCUCUUCUUGCUGGAUGAGGAGCUGCUGUGUUUAGGCCUGAAUGACCCAGCCCCCAGUACAGUGAAAGAGUCGACCGAAAACAACCAGUGGAAUAUGUUCCAGAAUGACCAAAUGGACCUGGACUUCUUUAGUCCGAAGCUGGUGACUGUCGGCUGCAAUACUGCAGUGAACCCUCUUCUUCAUCACACAUCACAGUCUGUGUGUGGAACAUCAGCGCCUCUGCCUUCCACUUUCACAGCCUCUCAUAUCCCUGCACCUAAUACAGCCCCGUUCUUGUUCUCUGCUGGACCAGCAGCCCCUCUGGGCCCGCCGAAGACUAUGCCAGUUCAGUACCUCAGUUCAGCCGUGGGAGACAAUGCUUUGCAUAAGAUGGAUGCACUGGGACAUCUUCUUGAAGAGGCCAAAGGGACUUCAGCCCAAGUGAAGUCAGCGCCCUCAGUAUUCCACCCUGGGGUUACCUUGCCAGCCACUGUCACCUCUGCCCCUUUAAUAUCCACCACAGGAUUGCCAGUUGCUGCUCCAGUGGCCCCUACUAUUCCUUUUCCAAGCAUCUGCACGGCCGGUUCAGGAAGCCCUCUAUACCAGCCAGCUUCAUUCCAACAGCAGGGCAGCCCUCUGAAAGGGCCUGAUGCUUCUUUGGCCAAUGUCCAUGUUCCACUGGAAUCCAUUAAACCCAGCCGUGCUCUUCCGGUGACAGCCUACGAUAAGAACGGGUUCAGGAUCCUCUUACACUUUGCCAAGGAGUGCCCGCCGGGGAGGUCAGACGUGCUGGUUGUGGUGGUGUCCAUGUUAAACACAGCACCUCUUCCUGUGAAGAACAUUGUACUGCAGGCUGCAGUACCAAAGUCCAUGAAAGUGAAGUUGCAGCCACCCUCGGGUACAGAACUUUCUCCAUUCAACCCCAUCCAGGCACCCGCUGCCAUCACCCAAGUCAUGCUGCUGGCAAACCCUGUGAAGGAGAAGGUGAGGCUGAGGUACAGACUGACUUUCACUUUGGGAGACCAGCCCAGCACAGAGGUUGGGGAAGUGGAUCAGUUUCCCCCAGUAGAUCAAUGGGGUAAUCUAUGACCCAGUGAGUCUGCCACAGUCUCCAUGAGAGGACCAGGCAAGGAUCCCAAAGGGACUGAAAUGAAUGUGACGUGGAAGGGGCACACAUGCUAUCCACUGGUGAUGUUUAGCUUUGUUUACAUGUCCUGACCACUUCGCUUGUAGCUUUAGUCUGGAAUGUUUUACCUCGGGUUGAAGUGGGCCCGGGGCAUCUAUGCCAAGAAUGAACUGAGUGGCAGCCAGAGAGAGGCUUUGCUGGCUGCUUUAUCUUGGCCUCUGGGUGAAUCUGGUUCUAUCUUCCACUUUGUUAUUAAACUUGAAAUUAUGGUGUUCUGGAAGGGAGACCUGUAGCCAGAAGGGGACUGGUCGGCUUCCUCCCUUGCUAUUGGGCAGAGAUGCCUACAAGCUGAUAGGGUUAUGAUGCCAUCCCGAGUUUCCUCGGUGCAGAGCCCUAAUGUCUGUGCCUGCCCUAAGGCUUUUGUCUCGACACCAGAACUGAACCUUCUAGGCAUGCUGUGCAGUAACCAUUGGCUCCAAGACGGGAGGGUUUUUUUUUACAGUAAAAUGACACUUCUUGCCCCCUCUGUUCUCCUCUCCAAGGGCCAGCCUAAGCCAGUGCUGCCCGUUCAGACAGUAAUUGCGCAUUGUGUGACACUCGCUUUAGUUGCUUUCUUUUAUUUUAUACUUCCAGCUGCCUCUGCACUGUCUGUCUUCCAGGCAGCUUGUGCUAAUUUUUGUACUCACAUGCCUGUACUGAAUAUUCUUCUGCCUUCAUCACAUUCCAUAGUAUGGGGGAGAGGAAAUGUGUGUAGCAAGGAGGUAAAACCAACAGGGCCAAAGGGCUCCAGUUGUCUUUGACUGAGUGGGCAGCACAGGUUACACUGAUAAAGGAUGGCAACUACAGUGCAGCAGCCUCAGUGCAACCACUAAUCAGGUGCAGAGGCUGGACCAGGGGUAUGGAGAAAAGCCUCUCAGUUUCCCUUGUGCAGGUGGUAUUAUUAUUAAAGUUGAAUAGUGUGUUCUCUUAAAAAGACUAGGAAUACAAGAUGUAAAUAGUAGAGCUAUAGGACAUCUAAUGAUAAGUGAGCAGAUUGACGCAAGUAAGGCAGAAUCCACUAGGCUGUGACGGUGCACUGCUGGGUUUAGAACCCUAUUUUAUUUGUUCCCAGUAUUAAGUGGCUAAGUGCAAUUGUCUCCACACGGGGAAAACCAACUGUAUUUUUAAAUCAUGGGGCUCAGCUGAGUGAGCCCGCUAUCUACAUGACUUAGGAGACGUAGUUCAAUACACUGAAAGUUUGAUUCCAGCAGUCUCUCCCCCCACUCUUAAUUUAAAACCUACACAAUCCUUCAGUGACCUUUUAGCAAAUUGUUUUAAAGAAGCAUUUUUUCCUGUUUUAAGUCUGUAACCUUCCACUCCUGUGAAGACAGCAUGCGGGGUGGCUGUAUGGAAACUUAAUUACACUAGACAAAGAAUUUCUAGCAGUGCAAGGUACAGGCAAACAGAUCUUAAAUGGUCAGCCUGACUGUCCAGACUCAGUACAGCAGGAAGAUACUCCAGCCUAUUAUAAGAAUAAAGCUAAAAUGAGGAAGUGCUGCUGGAUUUAGUGGAGGUUAUAAAACCCAUUACUGUAAGCAGAGCUCGGAAUUCUUUCUAGCCAUCUUAUACUUUCCACGGUGGCUCCAUGUUUUUCUUCAGAGUAGUGAGAAAUACGAACCACAAGGAGAAGUGACAGACACAGCAGAUGCUCUGAUGCGAAGGGGGCACUAGCCAUUGAAAGGUAAGUGCAGAAGUAAAAAUCCAAACUCAGCUUGCUAAGUGUCAGCGCUGGUUUGGCACUCAGGACCAAGGCGUGUGGCCUCCUCAGUUGUCUUUGAGUGGAAGAUGCUCCUGGAUCCUGAAAAAAAAAAGCAGCAGCUGUGUUCUUAAACUGAUGGAAAGAGGUGGUGAGCAAGGAACAUUCUUUCUGCUUUCAACGUGGGCCUCACUGGCAUUGUAGACAAUACAUUUAGGGGCUUCGCUUAGCUCUUUAAGUCUGCCCAGGUGCUGUAACGUAUUGUUAGGAAGCAGAUUUCACUGCUUUAGAUGCCUAGAAGUGACUCUCACGGUGGCUGUGAGGAAAUCAGAAGAGCACAAGUGCUUUCUGCAGAAUGGCUUCAUCCUCCUUGUUAACGGCACUGCAGUGCCCAUGCUGUACAGUCAAAGGGCAAAGUACCAUAGUCUCACUGUGGGGAAAAGUAUUGUACAAGCUUUGGAAAUCAAACUAUUUAUGAAUGUUACUUGUUCAUAGAUUGAGGUUGCAGCUUCAUACUGAGCCGUCAUUGUAAAUAUGUCUCCAAUGCAUUUGUUUUGCUGCAUGUUAAAUAAACUGUUUUCCCUA